UGGGCAUGGAGCAUAGAGAAAGUGGGUUUAGGGUUAUAUUUUCUGUACGUAUUGCUCUGUGGGUUACAUUUUUUGCAUUGUUUUUGCAUUGCAUGUAAUGUAAAUAAUGUUUUACCGAAUAAUCUCCGUGUGUUCUCCACUCCUCGUGACAUUGGCAAAGUAAUGUGUCUAAAUAACAUAGCUAAAAGGCAUAAAACGAAGAAUUCAAUUGAAUAAUGUUUUGAAGUGAUUGAAUUAGCGUAGGCAAAAAAAAUAUGCCUCGAGAAAAGAGUAGACAUCGAGAUAAAAGAAGUUCUUCUUAUAGUUCGGAAUCAUCGCACGAUCGAAAAAAGUCUAAGAGUAAACAUAAACGGCGUUCUCGCUCUAAAGAUCGAUUGGAAUCCAGCAGUCAGAGGCGAAAACGGUCAAGUUCACGUACCAAAUACAAGCGGAGGAGUUAUUCCAGGAGUGUUUCGAGAGAACGAUAUGAGAGCAAGAGUAGGCGCCGGUCGUCCUCACGUUCACGAUCUAAGAGGUCGAAACACUCACGAGGUCAUUCACGUUCGAGAUCUAAUUCUAGAAGCCGCUCGACGUACAGUAAGAAUAAGAAAAGUAGGAGACGAUCACAGUCUUCUAGUAGUAGAUCCAGUUCAUUUGACAUAGAACCACGUAAAUUUAAUUUAGAUGACACAGAAAAAAAGGUCGAGAAAGCAAUUAAAGCCGCAGAAGCAGCAGGAUUGACGAUGACUAAAAUACCUACUUAUGAGUACAAAGAAGUGGAGAUCAAAGAAGAUAUGCCGACAAUACAUGACAGGAACUUGCUAGCAGAGUUGAACAGUGACUCUUUUGUUCAGAAAUCAUUUACAUCAUCAAAAAGCAAAAGGCAAACCCAGAACAUUGUAAUAGAUUUGAAUGCUGAGUCAGUUAAGGUUAUAGAGCCGGAGUUUAAAGAAAAAGUUGAUGAUUCAAUUUUAAAUUUUGAUGAAAUACCAAGUCAAGAAGAGAGGAAGGAAAUGUGGAUAAAGAAACUAUAUCAGUACAGAAAGAAAAUGCUCCGAGAAGAAAUGCAGUAACAUUUAAAUGAGAACCUGAGAACAACCGCUUUUUGAAUAUUGUAAUAUGAAUUUAAACAUUAUAACAUCCAUUUUUAUCGUGUUAUACUAUGUAAAUAUUCUAAAAUUCGUUUAGCAUUGCAAUUGGCUAAUAGGUUUAUAUUCUAAAUAAAAGAUAAGCGUAA
Messenger RNA from Melitaea cinxia (Glanville fritillary), 1216 nucleotides. Its product is annotated as peptidyl-prolyl cis-trans isomerase G. The transcript is spliced from 3 exons. NCBI's taxonomy places the organism in Eukaryota, Metazoa, Arthropoda, Insecta, Lepidoptera, Nymphalidae. The coding region runs from base 255 to 1052 and encodes 265 amino acids. The record is from RefSeq and is a predicted model, not a curated record.